Hyla sarda is the source of this 1240-nucleotide messenger RNA. It is a transcript of the gene NTHL1, whose product is annotated as nth like DNA glycosylase 1. Gene Ontology annotation, biological process: base-excision repair; base-excision repair, AP site formation; nucleotide-excision repair. Gene Ontology annotation, molecular function: oxidized pyrimidine nucleobase lesion DNA N-glycosylase activity; DNA-(apurinic or apyrimidinic site) endonuclease activity; DNA binding. The record is from RefSeq and is a predicted model, not a curated record. The coding region runs from base 35 to 919 and encodes 294 amino acids. Gene Ontology annotation, cellular component: nucleus. NCBI's taxonomy places the organism in Eukaryota, Metazoa, Chordata, Amphibia, Anura, Hylidae. The transcript is spliced from 6 exons.
UGCCGAGUCACAUGACACGAUAAGGUCACGUGAUAUGGUGACGUCAGCCGGACCUUACACAGUAAACAGUCUGUACCCACGUGGAUGGGAGAUGAUGGCCGGGAGAGUGACCCGGAGCGGGCGGAGGAUCCUGGGCGGGGAGGCUGCAGGUUCAGCCGUGAAGACCCCUUCCUCCGGAGCAGCGCGCGGUAAGAGGCGGCUACAGGUGCAGUAUGAGGAGGACGAGAAGAGGCCGAGGUGGGAGCCCAAGACCUGGAGGAAACAGCUGGAGAACAUCCGGCAGAUGAGGAGCGCGCGGGACGCCCCUGUGGACAUGAUGGGGGCAGAAAAGUGCUUUGACCAGAAGGCCGAGCCACAGGUGAUGCGCUACCAGGUCCUGCUGUCCCUGAUGCUGUCCAGCCAGACGAAGGACCAGGUGACCUCGGCGGCCAUGACCAGGCUGCGUGAACACGGCCUAACGGUGCGCAGGAUACUGGAGACGGACGAGGAGACGCUGGGGAAACUCAUCUAUCCUGUGGGAUUCUGGAAGAGUAAGGUUAAAUACAUCAAGAAGACAACGGAGAUACUUCAGGAGCGCUAUGGUGGAGACAUCCCCGAUAAUGUAGCAGAGCUGGUGAAGCUUCCCGGGGUGGGACCCAAAAUGGCUCAUCUUAUUAUGGACAUUGCCUGGAACAAGGUGUCUGGCAUCGGGGUGGACACUCACGUGCAUCGUAUUUCCAACAGACUGAAGUGGGUGAAGAAAGAAACAAAGACCCCUGAAGACACUCGUGUGGCCCUUGAGGAUUGGCUACCAAGGGAUCUGUGGAGCGAAAUCAAUUGGCUGCUGGUGGGGUUCGGGCAGCAAGUUUGCCUUCCCGUGUCCCCCCGGUGUUCGGACUGCCUGAACAGAGACAUCUGUCCUGGAGCAAAUAAAAAGUGAUGGGGUCGAAAAAAAAGUCCAGCUAAGGCUAUCUGGUAUACCUGGGGUGGGGGUCCACAAUACAGCGUGGGCAAUGGCUACAAAGGGCACAUCCAUGCAUUGCACAUUCAGCCCAUUUAUUUCAGUGAGAACGGUGUAAUACCUCAUUUCUCCUGUGGGGGAGCUGCAGGAAAUUUGAACACUUGCCUGCUGAUAGCGGUCGAUCACUAUCCAAAAAAAAUAAAAAAAAUAAAUGGAUUGUCUAAAUGUACAGUAACAAUGUAUAGGGCAGAUUUCGAUAGUUUUUUUGUACUGUAUAUAUUUCGGUCUUAAAUAUUUCUU